GGAGGAAGCCGACAGGAGGAGGAGAGUCCUGAUGAAUGCUCUGAUUAUUCAGAUGAAGAAAACACCGUGAAGCAGGAAACCUCCUCAGAGUGAAGGCUGCUUUCCUGAAGUCUGGGAGUCAGAACUCAGGAUGAGUGACGUCCGGUUUGCUUCAGCUUCCUCCUCUGUCGCCAUGGUAACAACAGGCCCAUUACCAGGAUGCAGUUCCCUCAGCAACGAGCCUCCAGCCUUCGUUCUGCCUCCACGCAAUGCCCGAGUCUCUCUGGGAGCGGACGCUCGACUGGAGGGAAAGGUGCGAGGUCAUCCUGAGCCCCAGAUCACAUGGUACAGGGACGGCAGGGCUGUGAUUGGUGGAGAGCGCUGUGUCAUGGAGAGAGGUGGACGGGGCACCUUCAGCAUGCUGGUGGGCGGAGUCAGAGAAGAAGACCUGGGCUGCUACACCUGCCAGGCAACCAAUCAGGCGGGGAGCCGUCAGGUUACUGUGGAGAUCCUUCUGGAAGAAACUUCUGGGAAAAAAUAUGGCUUCCCGUCCUCCAUGAAAACAGGGUAUCGCUCUGCGGUGGAGAACAGGCCCAGUAUUUGGGGUGAAAGUCCGCCAAGGUUUGUCUCCAAACCGGGUCGAGUGUUUACCAAACUGGGACAGACUGGAAAGUUCUCUGCCAAAACCACAGGACGCCCUCAACCCCAGGUCACAUGGUUCAAGGAGGAGGCGGAGCUUCAGACUGGUGGGCGGGUCACUAUGUAUGAGCGCUCUGGCCUGCACUUCCUGGAGAUAAAGGAAGUGUGUCUGGAGGAUGCAGGAAGUUACACAUGUUCUGUCAGCAACAGCGCCGGGACGGCAGCCGCCACUGCUGAGCUGAGUGUCCAGAGUCCUCCUGAUGGCUCCGGCAGGACCGUCCGACCAGCUGAGGAACCACGAACCAGGGACAGAACUCUGACAGUGGAUGAUAGUGCUCCCAGUGCUUCCAGUGGUCCCAGUGCUCCAAGGGCUCCAAGUGCUUCCAGUGCUCCCAGGGCUCCCAGUGCUCCCAGUGCUUCCAGUGCUCCCAGUGCUCCCACAGAGAAGCCCCUCCCUCAGCCUCGACAGGGAACCUCCUGGAGGAGCAGACAGCUCCCCCUAGUGUCUGAGAAGAAGACUUCAGCUGCUCCAUCUGCUGGAAUUUUUCAGUCUCCUGUGAGUCCUGCUCUGCUUCAGACCGGUCCAGUCCAGCAGACAGCAGCGGCAUUAGACAGCAGCAGCAGGGCUGUGAGGAGGUCGGGGUUGGGGUCCAGUCUGCGGUUCGAAGCCAUUCCUCUGGACCAGGAGGCUACAGAGGGAGCACAGGUCACAUUCACCUGUCAAGUCUCAUCAGCUGCUGUUGCUACGGUUACAUGGCUGAAGGACGGGGGUCAGGUGAAACCCGGACCAGGUCUGCAGCAGAGACAGGAUGGCACCCGUCUCACCCUCAACAUGGAGAGAGUGACACAGGCUGACCGCGGCAACUACAGCUGUCAGCUGAUCACUGCUGAUGGACAGAAGGUUACCUCUGCAACAUGGACGCUGUCUGUCAACAGUGUGUCUGGGCAGCCUCCAGUGUUCGUCAGCGCUCUGCAGGGCUGUUGUGUAUCGGAGGGUCAGACUAUCAGCCUGCAGGUCUCUGUUGAGGGAAAACCUGCUCCAGGUGUCAGCUGGUUGCAUAACGGUCAGUACUGUCAUGGUUUCACUGUGUGGUAUCGCUCUGCGGUGGAGAACAGGCCCAGUAUUUGGGGUGAAAGUCCGCCAAGGUUUGUCUCCAAACCGGGUCGAGUGUUUACCAAACUGGGACAGACUGGAAAGUUCUCUGCCAAAACCACAGGACGCCCUCAACCACAGGUCACAUGGUUCAAGGAGGAGGCGGAGCUUCAGACUGGUGGGCGGGUCACUAUGUAUGAGCGCUCUGGCCUGCACUUCCUGGAGAUAAAGGAAGUGUGUCUGGAGGAUGCAGGAAGUUACACAUGUUCUGUCAGCAACAGCGCCGGGACGGCAGCCGCCACUGCUGAGCUGAGUGUCCAGAGUUCUUCUGAUGGCUCCGGCAGGACCGUCCGACCAGCUGAGGAACCACGAACCAGGGACAGAACUCUGACAGUGGAUGAUAGUGCUCCAGUGCUCCCAGUGCUUCCAGUGCUUCCAGUGCUCCAGGGCUCCAAGUGCUUCCAGUGCUCCCAGGGCUCCCAGUGCUCCCAGUGCUUCCAGUGCUCCCAGUGCUCCACAGAGAAGCCCCUCCCUCAGCCUCGACAGGGAACCUCCUGGAGGAGCAGACAGCUCCCUCUAGUGUCUGAGAAGAAGACUUCAGCUGCUCCAUCUGCUGGAAUUUUUCAGUCUCCUGUGAGUCCUGCUCCGCUUCAGACCGGUCCAGUCCAGCAGACAGCAGCGGCAUUAGACAGCAGCAGCAGGGCUGUGAGGAGGUCGGGGUUGGGGUCCAGUCUGCGGUUCGAAGCCAUUCCUCUGGACCAGGAGGCUACAGAGGGAGCACAGGUCACAUUCACCUGUCAAGUCUCAUCAGCUGCUGUUGCUACGGUUACAUGGCUGAAAGACGGGGGUCAGGUGAAACCCGGACCAGGUCUGCAGCAGAGACAGGAUGGCAGCCGUCUCACCCUCAACAUGGAGAGAGUGACACAGGCUGACCGCGGCAACUACAGCUGUCAGCUGAUCACUGCUGAUGGACAGAAGGUUACCUCUGCAACAUGGACGCUGUCUGUCAACAGUGUGUCUGGGCAGCCUCCAGUGUUCGUCAGCGCUCUGCAGGGCUGUUGUGUAUCGGAGGGUCAGACUAUCAGCCUGCAGGUCUCUGUGGAGGGAAAACCUGCUCCAGGUGUCAGCUGGUUGCAUAACGACGGGCCGGUUCCAGCUGUUGCUCGGUCCUCGUGUGUCGGGGGCGCGGCCACGCUGACCAUCCAGCGCGCGUCCCGCCGUGACGAAGGCGUGUACGUGUGCGUGGCGAAGAACAGCCGUGGCAGAGCGGAGUGCAGCGCCAGAGUCCAGGUCAAAGGCAGGCUGCCGGGUCGCAGGUCAGAGCUCAGAGGAGAGUGUGAGGCUCCUCGCUUCACCAGAGGCCUCACAGACCUGAAGGUGAUGGACGGCAGCAGAGUUACCAUGACAGUGGAGCUGACUGGUCAGCCUCCUCCAGAGGUGGUUUGGCUUCAUGACGGCCAGGAGGUGACCGAGUCAGAGGACUUCCACCUGCUCAGAGAGGAGAACCGCUGCACUCUGCUGAUCCAGGAGGUUUUCCCAGAAGACACUGGGGCGUACAGCUGCCAGGCCCGGAACCAGAGUGGAGAGGACCGCACCCAGGCCCGGCUCACCGUGGAGGAGCCCCAGGAUGGCGUCCAGCCCUGGUUCAUCACCAAACCCAAACCGGUGAGCGCCGCCGCGGGUCAACACGUCCUGCUGUCCUGCGCCAUCGCCGGAGACCCGUUCCCCCAGUACACCUGGACCACAGCCGACCCGGGCCGACCUCUGACCUCCGGAGGAGACUACGAACUGCUGCAGAAAGAGGACGUCAUCUCACUGCUGAUCAGGAGAGUUAAAAAGCACCAUGCAGGAGAUUACCUGGUCACGCUGAGGAACGAGGUGGGUGAGUGCAGCGCUGUGGCGAGUCUGUCCAUCUGUGACGGAGGAGGAGAGACGGACGGGACGAGAGGACGAGCAGCAGAAGACGACAGCCCGGCAGCAGCAACAGCAACAGCAGCAGGAGGAGGAGGAGGAGGAGGAGGAGGAGCAGCUGGUGGGACAGCGGCGCAGAGAGGAGGAGGAGGAGGAAGAGGAGGCGUGGAGCGGAGAAGCAGCCAGCAGCAGUGUCAGUCGGCAGUGGCAGGAGGCCAACCAGGAGCAGAAGGAACGAGCAGGAGCGUCCAACCCGAACUCCUGCACCUGCAGAGGGAGAAGAAGAAGGAGAGCGAGCAGGAGUCUCCUCAGGGCCUCCUCAAGCGCUGCGUGGAAACCAGGGAGCGCGGCGAACAGGAGCUGCGACAGAGGGAGGCGCAGCAGCUCGACUUCCGCUCGCUGCUGGGACGCCGAGCCGGCGACGCCAAAGACAACCCAGUAGAGGAGCCGAGGGAGGCCGGCCUCGCCGCCACCGAACACCAGAUGGAUUUUAAGGCCAACCUGAAGGGUGUCAAACCCAAGAUCGAGGAUGAUCGUAAGCUGAGCGCUCCGCAGCAGGUGGACUUCCGCUCCGUGCUGGGAAAGAAAGGCGGCGCCGCCGGCAACAAACCCGCCGAGGCGUCCGUAAAGAACGACACUGACUUCCGCUCCGUCCUCGCCAACAAGAAGAAGCCGACGAGCCCAGAGAAGAACGGGCAGAGUGACAAAGUGAACAACUGCGUGGAUGGAGGGAUUAAUGAGAAGAAGAGCAAGAGUGUUGGAGGAGUAGUAGGAGGAGGAGGAGGAGGAGGAGUAGUGGAUGGAGGGAUUAAUGAGAAGAAGAGCGUCGGAGGAGGAGGAGGAGGGAAGGUGCCGGAGUUCACAGAGAAGCUGAGCGAUGUGACGGUGCUGGACGGCCAGCGGCUCCGGCUGCAGUGCCGCCUCGCCGCCGCCGCUGCCUCUGAUGUCACGGUCAGCUGGACGCUGGACGGGAAGAUCAUCAAACCGUCCAAGUUCAUCGUCCUCGCCAACGAAGGUGGCCUGUGCUCUCUGACCAUAGGUAAAGCUCUACCAGAGGAUGAAGGCCAGUAUAAAUGCAGAGCGGAGAGCUCAGCAGGCAAAGCUGAAUGUUCCUGUAUGGUUCUCGUAGACGAUCCGGCAGAAAACUCUCCGGCUGACAAGAAGUCCAAGAAGGCGACUCCGACCUCAGAGAGUGAAGCCAGAAUAAAGAAACCGACAACGAAGACUCCUCCCAAACAAGCUCUGCCUCCUCAGAUCCUUCAGUUUCCAGAGGACAUGAAGAUCCUGGUGGGACAGAAGGUGGAGAUCCUCUGCAAGUUCUCUGGAGCUCCGCCCGUCGCCUGCACCUGGCUCAAGUUCAGGAAACCGAUCCAGGAGGGCUCAGCUGAUAUCUCCAUAGAGAGCUCUGACAGCAGCAGUAAACUCACCAUCUCCAGCGGUCAGCAGGAACACUGCGGCUGUUACACCAUCGAGCUGAGGAACAGCUACGGACUCCGCCAGGCCGCCCUCAACCUCACCAUCGUCGAUAAACCAGACCCCCCAGCAAAGGUCCCUGCAACGUCAGAUAUCCGGCGGUCCAGUCUGACGCUGUCUUGGUACGGGCCGACCUACGACGGAGGCAGCGCCGUACAGUCCUACAACCUGGAGAUCUGGGACUCGGUGGAGCAGCAGUGGAAACACCUGGUGUCCUGCAACAGCACCUCCUACAACAUACAGGACCUUCUGCCAGAGCGUCAGUACAAGUUUCGUAUUCGGGCGGAAAAUAUUUACGGAGUCGGAGAACCGAGCGCCGAGUCUGAACCCGUUAGUGUCGGAGUCGUGGAAAAUGAGAAUCAGGAGGAAGUGGAGGAGGAGGAGGAUGACUCGGAGAAGGAGCCGGACUACAGAGACGUGUCGAUCAGAACCGACCUGAAGGUGAAGGACCUGUACGACGUCGAGGAGCGGCUCGGAACAGGGAAGUUCGGUCAGGUCUUCAAGCUGGUGGAGAAGGCCACGAAGAAGGUGUGGGCGGGGAAGUUCAUCAAAGCGUACUCGGCCAAGGAGAAGGAGAACGUGCGGCAGGAGAUCGGAAUCAUGAACAGCCUCCAUCACCCCAAACUGGUCCAGUGCAUCGACGCCUUCGAGGGGAAGUCCGACAUCGUCAUGGUCCUCGAGUUGAUUUCGGGCGGCGAGCUGUUCGAGCGGAUCAUCGACGAGGACUUUGAGCUGACGGAGCGAGAGGUGAUCAAAUACAUGCUGCAGAUCAUCGACGGCGUCAACUUCAUCCACAAGCAGGGCAUCGUUCACCUGGACCUCAAACCGGAGAACAUCAUGUGCAUCAACAAGACCGGCAGCAAGAUCAAACUCAUCGACUUCGGUCUCGCCAGACGACUAGAAAACGCCGGGACUCUGAAGGUGUUGUUUGGGACUCCAGAGUUUGUGGCUCCGGAGGUGAUAAACUAUGAAGCCAUCAGCUACCCGACGGACAUGUGGAGUAUAGGAGUCAUCUGUUAUAUACUGCUGAGCGGACUUUCUCCCUUUAUGGGCGACAACGAUAACGAGACUCUGUCCAACGUCACCUCGGCCACCUGGGACUUCGAGGACGACGCCUUUGAUGAAAUCUCCGACACCGCAAAAGACUUCAUCGACAACCUGCUGAAGAAGAACAUGAAGGCUCGGCUGACCUGUGCUAAGUGCAUUGAACACCCUUGGCUGAAGCAGGACACCAACACCAUGAAGGCCAAGAAGCUGUCGAAGGAAAGGAUGAAGACGUACAUCCUGAGGAGGAAGUGGCAGAAAACGGCUCACGCUGUGCGAGCCAUCGGCCGGCUGUCCUCCAUGGCCAUGAUGGCCGGCGUCAGCGCCAAGAAGGGCUCGCCCACCGAAGAGGACAAUCAGUUCCUGGAGUGUUUGGAGUACGAGCAGAAGACGGAGUGUAAGCCGAGCUUCAGCUCCGUCAUCAAAGACGUGGAAGUGGUGGAAGGCAGCGCGGCUCGCUUCGACUGCAAGAUCGAAGGGUUUCCGGAUCCCGAGGUUGUUUGGUACAAAGACGAGCAGCCGAUCAAAGAGACUCGACACUUCCAGAUCGACUACGACGAAGACGGAAACUGCAGUCUGGUCAUUUCAGAGGUGUCGGGCGACGACGACGCCAAGUACACGGUGAAGGCGGUGAACAGUCUCGGGGAGGCGACCUGCACCGCUGAGCUGCUGGUGGAGGUGAUGGCAGGAGAGGAAGAGGAGGAGGAGGAAGAGGAAGAGGAGGAAGAGUAGAGCAGUGAACGUUUGGACUCUCACAGGAAGAGGAAGACGUGACUCCUGUCAGACACGAGCACGAAGAAAACUAAAAGACCCACAAUUAAGAAACGAUGUGAUUGGAGGAGCAGGUGGGCAAGGGGGCGGGGCUUGAACAUCAGGGUGGUUUCGAUUGGCUCAGACAUGUUGGAAACAAACCAGAAAGAUUCAAACUUAAACCGAGUCAACAUUCACACGAAGCUGCAAAAUCCUAAAAUUAUGAGUUAAAAAACGCCUCCUACUGAGCAUGUGCAGAAGGACGGUUAGUCUGGAACAAAUCAGAGAGAAGCUGCAUUUCCCAGUUUAACCAGUUUAACCAGUUUAAAGCAGCCAAAGGACACAACAUUAAAAAAAAGGAAUCGAUCAUUUUAAGGUCCAAAUUAAAAGUUGGUUUGUUUCCACACUGCACUGAGAUCAGUCACGAUGAAAAUUAGACCUAAAAAAUAAUAAUAAUAAGCCCCGCCCACCUGCCCCAAUCUUAUAUAUCAGGCAUGUAAUGCACAAAACGACCAUCAGAUGGCGCCACAGCUGCCAGCUACAGGCCACGCUGGUGUAUAUUAGAUUUCAUCUUCUCUCAGAGGGUUUAUUGAACAGAAUGAGUCUAACAUGUUUUUAAAAAGUCAG
Messenger RNA from Scomber scombrus (Atlantic mackerel), 7516 nucleotides. Its product is annotated as myosin light chain kinase, smooth muscle-like. Gene Ontology annotation, biological process: protein phosphorylation. Gene Ontology annotation, molecular function: protein binding; protein kinase activity; ATP binding. Lineage: Eukaryota; Metazoa; Chordata; Actinopteri; Scombriformes; Scombridae. The record is from RefSeq and is a predicted model, not a curated record.